Messenger RNA from Anolis carolinensis (green anole), 3048 nucleotides. RefSeq names its product ADP-ribosylserine hydrolase (gene adprs). Gene Ontology annotation, cellular component: mitochondrion; nucleus. NCBI's taxonomy places the organism in Eukaryota, Metazoa, Chordata, Lepidosauria, Squamata, Anolidae. The transcript is spliced from 6 exons. The record is from RefSeq and is a predicted model, not a curated record. Bases 19 to 1080 code for a protein of 353 amino acids.
CGAUUUGUUCCUGCCAAGAUGGCGGCGGCGGUGGCGGGCGGGCGUGUGGCUCUCUCCCGGAGCCGGUUCCGGGGCUGUUUGCUGGGCGCGCUGCUGGGCGACUGCCUCGGCGGCGGCUUCGAAGCCCGCGAGUCGGUCAGCCUGACGGAGCUGCUGCAGUUCGUGGGCACCCUCCAGCCUCCCAGGCCGGCCUCCGAAGAAGAAGUCCUCAUCUAUAGUGAUGACACAGCCAUGACCCACUGUGUGGUGAAGUCACUACUGGCCAAGCGGGAUUUUGAUGAAGUGGAUAUGGCCAAGCGUUUCGCUGAGGAAUAUAAGCGGGACCCUGACCGGGGCUAUGGCGCUGGUGUGAUUACAGUCUUCAAGAAACUCCUCAGCUCCAAAUGCAGAGAUGUGUUUGAACCAGCAAGAGAGCAGUUUAAUGGGAAAGGCUCCUAUGGGAAUGGUGGUGCAAUGAGAGUGGCAGGCAUCCCACUAGCAUACUCCAGUAUUCAAGAUGUAAAGAAGUUUGCUAAGCUGAGUGCUCAGUUGACCCACUCAAACUCCUUGGGCUAUAAUGGAGCCAUACUCCAGGCUUUGGCGGUCCACUAUGCUCUCCAGGGGGGAUUGAAUCGGGAGGAGUUUCUGGAGCAGCUGAUAGGCCACAUGGAGGAGGUGGAAGGUGAUGACAAGUCUCUUGCUGAUGCCCGAUUGGUGGGCUAUGAGGAAUUGCCCUUCUCAAAGCGCCUAAAAAAGGUCAAGGAAUUUUUGGAGAAGAGUGGUGUGCCAAAAUCAGAUGUGGUGGAAGAAUUAGGCAAUGGCAUUGCAGCUCUGCAGUCUGUCCCCACUGCCAUCUAUUCCUUCCUGCGCUGUAUGGAAUCCCAUCCAGAUAUCCCUGAGGAGUACAACAGCCUGCAACGGACCAUUAUCUACUGCAUCUCACUGGGUGGGGACACGGACACCAUUGCAACCAUGGCCGGGGCAAUUGCUGGGGCAUAUUAUGGGGAAGAACAGGUGCCCCAAAGUUGGAAGCAUAAUUGUGAAUCUUAUGAGGACACGGAGACAUUGGCAGACAGCUUGUAUGAUCUGAACUGCAGAUGAGAGAAAUGGAAUCUGGUGUACAGGUCGUCUUUCAUGUUUUGAAGGAGGUAAAACUUGUCUACAAAAGGGGAUAUUUCCUUCAAGAAAACAUGCCUAAGAAAUAAUGACUGUGGGAGAAAGAUCCCUAUUAUUAAAUGUGUUGGGAUCAGAUUUUACGUAAUGCAAUGUGUUUACGUGGUCAUUGUAUGACAAAGUGCUUGGUCUGAAUUUGGUUUCAUGGGGCUUUGGUGUCCAGGUUUUCACCUCAUAGUGGUUGCAAAGCCUCACUUUUAGACUGUACAGGGGAGGGGGAGAGGAAUAUUCUAUGCUUUGAAAGUAAGGUGAAAUAAAUUUUAAAUCCAAGAUAUUAAUGUUAUCACAACCCCACUGAUGUUAGAAUAAGUUAAAAGAGGAAACAUCAGGAAUGUUAUCUGCAUUUGCUUGGGACUUGCAAUAGCCAAGAAGGAAAACGAACUUCCUCUCCUUUGAACGAGUAAUUAGGUUACCUAGGCCCCAUCUACACUGCCAUUAUAAUAUAAACUGAACUGCAUUAUAUAGUCAGUGUAGACUCAUUUAAUGCAGUUUAGCUGCAUUGAACUGGAUUAUAUGACCAUAUAACGAAGUUCAAUUUGCAUUAUAAUAGCAGUGUAGAUGGGGCCUUAGAAUCUGAUUUCUCACAAGUCUUUGAAAACAAGAGUAUGUGCUGCCUUUAAUUUUUUUUAAAUAUGUCAUGAUCUGUACGAAUUUUAAUAGUGAUGUUUUAAUAGUGAUGUUUAUAUUUAUCAUCAUUAAACCAGAUGAUGAUAACUAUAAAAUAAAUUUUGGCUGCUGGCAGUAUAAGCUAGGAGACCAAAUGGGAUGUAUUCUGCUGCGUUAAUAGAAGGAAGCAGCUUGGGAAUAGUGAGAAUGGCAGAGAGGAGGAGAAUCUUACCCCUUGAAGUCACUCUGGUGAUGUUGAAAUCAGGACAAAGGUACUUUGGGGGGUCAGGAUUUGCUCUUUCUAUGAAGUGUUAGAGCAGCGCUUUCCAAACGGUGUCGCAACACUUUUGUGCGUAAGUAGGUGUGUCACAGGAACAUGGCAAAAAAUCCUGGUAAAUUAUGUUAUUAUCUUACAAAUCAUAUAUUUUUUCAAAAUUUAAAUGAAAUGUUUUCAUGAGUUAUGUUGUGUCAUACAUUUUAUUAUUACAAUGUAUGUAUGUGUCCGUAUCUCUUAUAAGAGGCUAGUUUAACCUCUGGUUUGCUAAAUAAAUCUGAAGUACUGUGUCUAAAAAAAGUGUGUCACCAACUUAAAAUGUUUGGAAAGCUGUGUGUUAGAGAGUAUAGGUGCCGGUCUUGUACUGUCUGGUCCAAAUUGUUUAAAGGAGUUCUGUAUUUUGUUUCCAAAGAAUGAAAAUAACCAAAUUAGAAUUUGCACAUGUUAGCCUAAAACUGCAGUCUUCCAGUACAUGUCUGGUAGCAUCGUACAAACAGACCUGUCAGCAGAAUUUCUGCGUACCCCUUAGUCCAGAUCUGCACAAUGUGGCAGUAUUUAGGGACCAAAAUUAAAUUGGCUAAACUUCCUGGAGCUGCAAAUAGGCUUUUAGCACCCCAUUUUCCAAGUAAGGUAUAACUAAUGAUUAAUUAGGAUUGUUGUUGUGUGCCUUCAAGUUGUUUCAGACUUAGGGCGACCCUAAGGCGACCCUACCACAGAGUUUUCUUGUCAAGAUUGAUUCAGAGGGGCCUUUUGUCUUCCUUCUGAGGCUGAGAGUAUGUGACUUGUCUAAGUCCAAGGUUCAAACCACUACAUGUAAAUGGACAGGUGAAAGAUGCAGACUUAGGUCUUUGGAUCAUGGUUGAAUUGAAAAUCUCUCAUUUCUUCCCUUUUAGUUUAUAUAAGCUUGAUCAAAGAAAUAGUUUGUUUUGAAGGUGGAAAUAGUAUGUUUGCAAAAGUCUUGCCUAUUUGCAGGUGGUAACUUGAAACCCAAAUAAAUCUCUCUUUGUGAAAUAAGA